GCGAUUAUAGCGGGACUGCGGCGGGCAUUCUGACACUGGGGGGAACUGACUUGGUGUCACUGACAUCCCCAAUGGCAGUAAUACAGUGAUCAGUGCUAAUAAAAAGCACUGACACUGUACUAAUGACACUGGACAGGAAGGGGUUAACAUGUGAGGCAAUCAAAGGGUUAACUGUGUGCUGUGUGUGUGUUUUUACUGUACAUGCUGCUUUGUAUUGCUGUGCUGUGCAGAACAAUACAAAGCAGCAUGUUUGUGCUGACAGAGGAGAGAUCUGUGUUGUUUACAUAUAGACCUCUUCCCUGACAGCUAUGCUGACGAUCACCAAGUCUCGGCUGAGAAUCGAAGGACGGGACCCAGUGAUUGACGUGCCGAGGAGCCAAUAGCAGCACG
Molecule: messenger RNA, 390 nt
Organism: Staurois parvus
Lineage: Eukaryota; Metazoa; Chordata; Amphibia; Anura; Ranidae
Source: the annotation of a GenBank genome assembly